Penicillium atrosanguineum is the source of this 717-nucleotide messenger RNA. RefSeq lists its product as uncharacterized. The coding region runs from base 1 to 717 and encodes 238 amino acids. The transcript has a single exon. The record is from RefSeq and is a predicted model, not a curated record. NCBI's taxonomy places the organism in Eukaryota, Fungi, Ascomycota, Eurotiomycetes, Eurotiales, Aspergillaceae.
AUGUAUGACGAUCAUGAGAUUACAAAUGACUGGUCUGCCCAGGAAACUGGGCUCUAUGAACAGGCCAUUCAGCCAUUUAUCCAUUAUCAACACAAAGUGAACCCACCGCCUUUCCGAGCAGGAGCGACACAUUUCACCUUCGACCACGGCGAUGUUUCAUUCUUUGUUAUGGAUAACAGGCGAUAUCGCUCUGGACCCGAGGUCAUAGAUGAGCAGUCGAGAACCAUGCUUGGCCCGCAGCAGUUAGCCGAUCUGAUAUACUGGCUAAAGAAUGAAAAGAAGUGGAAGGUACUAGUCAGUAGUGUGCCAUUCACACGAAAUUGGAGAGGAUCUUCCGACGAACGUGAUAGCUGGGCGGGCUAUCUAUUUGAGCGCCAACAGCUGCUAGAGAUAAUGUGGCAAACAGAAGGUGUUAUCAUUAUCAGCGGUGAUCGACAUGAGCACGCAACUACGUUAUUCCCUUCGCCGGAGAACAAGACAAACGUUAUUGAGUUUUCAACAAGUCCUUUGAGCCAAUUUUUUCAACCUUUGGAGCGGACAUAUAAGCAAGUCGAGAACACAGACGUGAAGGUAUACACUCAUGCGUGGGGCUCAUCAAAAUUUGGGGCACUAGAAUUCAACACGAUGGAUCAGACAUCACUAAAAGUACAUUUUGAUCUCAUCGUUGAUGGUCUUAAAGUCUGGAAAUUUGAUUGGUCGUUGAGCAAAGCAAUCUGA